Messenger RNA from Phymastichus coffea, 6211 nucleotides. RefSeq lists its product as uncharacterized. Gene Ontology annotation, molecular function: actin filament binding. The record is from RefSeq and is a predicted model, not a curated record. The coding region runs from base 363 to 4352 and encodes 1329 amino acids. Gene Ontology annotation, cellular component: plasma membrane; actin cytoskeleton. Gene Ontology annotation, biological process: actin filament bundle assembly. The transcript has 20 exons. Lineage: Eukaryota; Metazoa; Arthropoda; Insecta; Hymenoptera; Eulophidae.
CGCAGCGCACAUUCGCUUAAACUCGCCGGCGGGCGCCAGGCAGCAGUCAGCCUCAGUCACGCUCUACACGCCGCUGUGGGAGGAUCGCGCGCGUGGCCUCUCCGAAAAUAUAUACACAUACAUAAAUAAGUAACACUAAUCUUACACAUAUAUUUACGCAUACUGGUACGUUUAUUUUAUUUUUUGGUCUUGUAACGUUAAAAAAUCAAGUGCCGUGAGUGCUUUUCCAUAAAGACAAGCAGAUCGAAGCUGAGUUGUUGCUGCUACUACAUCUUUUUUAGCAUCGUCUAAGGACAACACCAAGGAAUCAAGCAAGAAUCUAUUCUGUGUUGUACUGCCAGUCUCUAUUUUGCUGAUCAACGAUGGCGGACGUGGCAAAGAACAACAAGUCCAUGAGCGUCGUAAGUAGUAACAAUGGUCUUGGCAACAAGUCCAAAGUGAGUGGUGGCGAUGUGGUGUGCAGUGUGCAAUCUAACAACGGCAUGAUAAUUGAUCAUAACAACAAGCUAAUGAGUUGCGAGGACAACGAGGACAACGACGACGAGCUGAUCCUUGUCAACAAUACGCGCAACGAGCUGGAAUCAUCCACGAACGAAGACAAGAGUCUUCAAGAGCUCAUCGAGAGUGAAUUGGCGUUACGAAUAUGUGCCAGUGCACAGAGCAACGACGACACCGAGGGCGAUGAAGACAUCGAGGAAUCGGUUAAUGCACCUCCUGAGAUUACUAAAAAAAUCAUUUUAGAACCGAGGCAAGUGGUGAAUCCUGUAGACGUCAAUGCGGAAUUCAUUGUCAAAGAGAUUGAUCAUUAUACUCUGAUUGGCGAACCUUACGAAUUCUCAAACGGUCACGUGAGUCCGGAACAAACGAAUAUGGACGAACGUGAGGACUUUAUCGAGGAUGAAGUAUUUGAAGCUCAGACUGAGACGUCGGAAACCGAAGUAACGACCACGACUUCUGGUCCUUCAUUACCUUCGGCUUACGAAGCCAAUUUGGAAUUAGACUCGGAUAAUCAACUGAUCGAUAAUGAGCAACAGCAGCAAGAGGAACAAGUGACGAUUAGCGAUUCUUGUGAUGUUGCUACUGAUGACAACUCGUCUAAUCCUCAGUCGGUUAUCUCGGCUGAAAAGUACCUUAACGAAGAGGAACUUGCUCAGCCGAGUAUCUCCGUCGACGAACAAUUGCAGAAGACGGAUGCCGAUGAGCUUCCACACGACGAUGACAACGACGACAAUGAAUUAGACUCAUUCAAAAACGACGAGAAAUUGCAGGAUCAUUCGGAUCAAGAUACCAACUGGUCAAGCUCGACUUUCAUCGAAAAUGAGAUUCGCGACAGUCACGCUAAUCUCAGUCCGCAGAAUUUCGAGGAAGAAACUUUCGAUGAUCAGAUUUCUCAGAAAGAAGCUUCGGGUAUCGAUGAGAAGACUUGCUCGUUUUAUUCAACGGACCCCGAAACCGUUGACAAUGACCAAUCAGUUGACGACUUGAAGCACAAUGACACGAGCAGUAUAGACAUUAUCGUCACACAUAACGACGAUAGUAUUUAUGACAGAACUACCAAUGAGUGCAGCGAAUUUUACAGUCAGGAGAGCCAUUUCGAAAAUUAUUUGGAGAAGAGUAAACUCGAGGAUAGUACCAAGGAACUUGCACCUCUUGCUACACCCGACGAGAUCAGCGAUAUCUCAAAUGCAUGCGAUGACAGCGAAAGCCGUAGCGAGGAAGUGAUAACGUCGAGCUCAGUGGUGAGCAGCAGCACGAGCACCAAGAAGAAGAAGAAGAUCGAGGCUGGGGCUGGCAGCGAUGCCUCGCCGAAUCACACCAAGACCAAAAAGACUAAGAAGAGCAAGAAGAGCGAACUCGAAAAGGAGAACAUUUCCGUGAAGAAGAAAUUAAAGUCAAAAGAGGCCAAGUCGGAGAGCAUGCACACGAGCUCGCGGCGCUCGUCCGCGGAUAUGAUCGACAUUUCUGCUGAAGACGAUCUGUCGAACGUCAACGUCAAGUCACUGACACAAACGUACGUGGAGGAGACGACAAGCCGCGCAGAGCCUGGAAAGCCUAACAAAGUGGUCAUUGCAACUGGCGUGUCGAUCAAACAGUUGUGUCGUAGCUUUGGCGACGUAUCGAACAUGAGUGAAGAUCGGACGAAUUCGACCGGCAGUCCUGAUACAAGCCGAUUUCAGGAGCGAGCGAAGUCAACCGGUGACCUAAGGCUAUUCGAGCAACAGGAACGCACCAAGUACUUCGCUCGCGACAUCGUUUUCGCCAGCGUUAACGUCAAGGCUCUCCGCGCCUCGUUCACGAACCUGGCGAAUCUUCAGCGUAACUAUGCGGACAAAGCGUUGCAUGAAAGUACAAGACUAACGUCGUCAUUAAUACGAGCAAAGCCACCAGGCUCCAUCUUCGAGAAAUCGAGCUUUAACAAAUUUGAUGCCCUCAGCAAGAAGUCAUCCGGUGCAGUACUACACGUGCGUUCAGUGGACGCAGCCAAAGUACAGCAGCAGCUCAACUCUGUGUCACAGAAUGGCGAAGCGAAUCCGAGCUGUCGCAGUUGCGGCAAGGUUGUCUUCCAGAUGGAACAGACGAAGGCCGAGGGUUUGUGCUGGCACAAGAACUGCUUCCGUUGCGUGCAAUGCAGUAAGCAGCUCACCGUCGACAGUUAUCAGAGCCACGAGGCUAAUUUAUACUGUAAACCUCACUUCAAGGAACUUUUCCAACCGAAACCCGUCGAGGAGUCCGAUCAACCUGUGCGUCCCCGAAAGCCAGAGUUGAUCAUACGCGAGAACCAGCCAAAAGAGUUGCCACCCGAUGUAGUCAGAGCGUCUGACAAACCAGACCUCGGAUUGGAAGAACUGUCCGCGUUGAAUGUUAAGUCGCGCUUCCAGGUCUUCGAGAAGGCCAAUGAGCAAAAUAACGACAUCGAAAGAUCAUCUUCUCAGGUCGCGGUCAAAAGGUCGCCUAGUAUACUCAGCAAAUUAGCCAAAUUCCAAGCGAAAGGAAUGGAUAUCGGUGUGACAGAUGACGUCCUCAACGGGAUUCCCGUCGAAGAAUCCAGCGAGAGCGAAGAGGAAAUCGAAGAAGAGGAAACGGAAGAAACAGAAGAGACAAUGAUCAUAAAAUCAAAACGCGGCAACCGUGAACGACCGAUAAGCUUCACAAAGAUGGAUGACAUGAAGAACCGUUGGGAGACGACAAGCCAACAGGGUAAACGCGAAUCUCAGCGCGAAGCACGCAAAGAAGAAAUCGCUGGUAUACGCUCGCGACUUUUCAUGCAGGGUAAACAGGGCAAGAUGAAAGAAAUGUACCAGCAGGCGGUGGCUGAUAGUGAGAGGGUCACCAAAAUAAACGCUGCCGAGGAGAUUCAACAUACGACAAAUGCCAGAUCGAUUAAGGAACGUUUCGAACGUGGUGAACCUAUUGGAUCAACCUGUGACGAGGAAAUCGAAAAGAAUAAGGUUGAUAAACCUGAUGAGGAAAUACUAGCUGCCGGAAUCAGUCGAAAAUCUCGCUCACUAUUCUUGGAACUGGACGCAACUGCCGCGAAGGCGGUUCGCCCGGUGACGCCUAAUAGCCAACAGCCCAAAGUGCCAGCCGACGCGCCAAGGCGAGCACGUGAUGCAUUCAUGGGACGACAAGUGUCGGAUGACGUGGUGCGAAGUACCGACACUACGGAGGAGGUGCAAGUGGAUGUAUCCGACAUAUCGAAUAAGUUUAAGUUCUUCGAGAGCUACAGGGAACCCGAACGUGCGCGCAAGCAGUUCCGGAUCACACCACCACGAGACGGACAAGUCAAGAUGGAUUCGCCGGACCGCGAGAUCUACCGUGACCCGGAAGUCAUACGCGCGGACGAUCGCACCGAGGAGGUUGUGCGUACGGACACUGCACGCAAGAUGCUCUCAAUUUUCCGUCAAAUGGAGGAGAAAGCCACCAAGGAGGACUUGCCGGAUGGGCCCAAGCCAUUGAAGCGAUUUACGCCACCACCCGAGGAUAAAUUUGCCAAGGCGACUGCCUCGGAAUCCGACGAGGACGAGGACGAAGCUGAAGAAUCAGAUGACGAGGAGCACAAUCCAAAUUAUGUUAGGGCUUCCGACAAGGUAGAGGACGAGUUUUUAAAGCAAGCGAGGACUGCGGCUCGAGCCAAGACAUUACGCGCCAAAUUCGAGCAUUGGGAGACGAGUGACGAGAAAAUUAUUAACCAGCAACAGCAGCAGCAAGCUGAAAUGGACAUCGCUCAGACUGACGGCACCCAGCCUAGCAUCGAGUCAGCGAGUUCACUUAGGGCUCGCUUCGAGUCACUUGGCUCGCAACCUACCGAAACGCCGCGUACAACCAAAGUCAAGGUCAAUCGAUUUGUGUAAUCGACCUAAUGAAGACUGGAAACUGGAUGCUACCGGGGCUAAAUUAAUGGACGAAGAGAGAGAAGCCCAUGGGUGACGAUUAAAAAAGGGGGGUAAAAUGAUAUCAUCGCAUAAAAAAACAAGGAAUUCAAGGACAGGAAGUAACUUCCAAGUGCACAAGCGAUGAAAUCUACAUUAAUGAUUAUUGAUAGUGAUUAUUGCGUUUAACGAUUAUGUUAAAAUAUUUAAUUAUUACAUUAUCAAAUGAUGUGAACAGGGUUGAAUGUUUUUUUUUUAUUUUUUAAACAUUGAAGUGUUGUAUUUUGUUCUUCUCUUUUUUUGCCAGUGAGAUAUUUUUGUACUCUCCAUUGACUAUAUUUUCCGUAUUUUUUAUCUUUGCCAAUUAGAUUUUUUUUAAGUUACUUACCAUCAUAUUUUUACUCUAAAUUACAAAAAUAUUCAACCCUGUAUAACUAGUAUAUUAUAUAGAUAGCGUUCUUUAAGUUUUUAGAGAUGAUUUUAACUUGAAACGUUGUGCGUUUUUAGCGGAUUUUAUCAAUUUUCGCCGGAGAUAAUAAUUACUUUGAUCUGUUAAUUUUCGUUUACAACUAUUUGCCAGUGAUUACAAAAUGCACGCGCGAGAAGUAUACAAGAUAAAAAAUACAAGCAAAGAAUUGAAAUAGUAUUUAAAUAAAUGCAAUCCAAUUUGUAAUGCUAACCAGUGCCAAUAUCAAGGAAUUUUUAUGAAGCUACUCUAAUAAUCACCUACAGUAAUUUUUACAGAACAAAAUCUAUUUAUGAUACACGUCUAACUAAACAACAUACACAUUUUGUAAGCAAGUUUGUAACGAAUCUAUUUCACUAUGCGAGAUUUACAAGUCUUUUUAUAUAAGCAUAUUUCGGCUAAUGAAUAUCAUAAACUGGCUGAUCAAUCUAAAGCAGACCAAGCUUAUGAAUUUUUCACUGUUAUCACAGCCAAAAGGCAAUCCAUUGGGCUUAAUUAAUUGAAUAAAAUGAUACGCGCGCGCGCAUGUCUAAGAGUGUACACAUAGAUACAAGAACUAACAUUGAAGUUUCUUUUAUAUUGAAUAUUUCAUGAUAUUUUUUAUUAGUUAAACGAAUAAAUAAUUUUUUCCAACCGAAAAUUUAAAAAAGCAACAAAAUGCUUUUAGUCAUCGAUCAGUGUAUUAUUAAAUGUUACAAAUGUUCAUAUUUUUCUAGCGAUCGUAACAAAAAAAUUAUUUAACGCGUGAAACAAUAGUAAAUUUUUACUCGUUUUUCAAAUUUUAAGAACAAAAUAAGAUUUCGUGCAUUGGAAAUAUUAUACACAAAUAUUCGUAUGCCAUUAAUCAGAUUGUAAAUUAAUGUAAUUUGUACGGCAACCUGUAGAGAAAUUCGUAUGCUAUUUAACUUUCAUAAAUACCUAUACGAAACUUCUCAACGAUUUUAAAAUUGCGUUUGCUGAUAUAUUGCAUCAUAAAAUUUAUAAGGGCACUCGUCUCUAUAUUUUUGUUUAUGCAUUUCUUCCAAUUUUAUUUCUUUUCUUUUUAGAGUACAAAAGUACUUAAUAAAUUAAUCGUAAACAUGAGUUUUAAGAGUAAUCGUAUAAUCCAGACCGUCUACGUAUGUACAUGCCUAGCGAUAAAUAAGCUUAUGUGUAUAGCUCGUGCGUUUGCGUUUUGUUGUAAUACUCCGAAAGAAAAAAACGAAAAAAAAAACAUUAAAAUGCAUUAUAUAUCCGGCUACUUUGUCAAAGCGCGUAAUAUUUUAUAUGAUACACGCACACUGACAACUGUAGUGGAUAUGAAAAAAACCAAAAGUGAAAAUCAAGUUUUUUGAGGGUCGAACUGAUUUUUCUCAAUAAAAUGGAAAUUGUACUU